GGAAGAUCGCCGGGCUCAUAACCCGGAGGACCCUGGAUCGAAACCAGGACAUGCUAAGUUACAUUUUUUAAUUUUUUUUCUUUUGGAAAAUUCUUCUUAUCGAUUGUAUUAUCUUAUCAAUUGUAUUGAUAGAAUAAAUUACUGCCAACUGCACAACGUUCUCCGUUGCAGCUAGUUUUCACCGUGACUGAAACCGGAUGUGUUACCAGAGGUCUCCAAAUUCCACACGGAGUUCGGGAUUUCGGAUUUUCAACUUCAAAUGUGAAUUUACUUGCAACUAAACUGUGGCGAAGAAUCCGAUGUUCACAUUGCAUGAAGAUUUCAGGAUUUCCCCAUCCCUAGCCCGAGACGUGUGCCACAGUUAAUAAAUAACCAGCUACGCCGUUCCCCUCCACGACAGUGACUAAAAAGAGCAAAUAGCGUUCCCCAAAUAUCCCAAAUAAGUUCGCCUUUCCACCAUUCUUCGGACAUCCAGGCAUAAUCUUUUACGAUGAGUCAAGUGCGGAAGGCCGUGAUUAUCGGGGCUGGACCCGCCGGUAUCCUGGCGGCGCUUCGCCUGCAGCAAUUUAACCACAUUUCCCCUAUCAUCUAUGAAAUCCGCCCUGAACCCACGACUCUUGGAGGUGCAAUCGGUAUCCCAUCAAACGGGUUGAGACUAUUGUAUAAGCUCGGGCUGUGGGAUGCCCUUCGGGAUCGAGGCGCGGAGACUUCCACAGUAUCAGUGCAUGCGAUCAAGGGCCAUGUUAUCGGCAACAUGGACAUGGCUUCCUGGAGCCGGGAAAAGACUGGGUUUGGCUACUUAAGAAUUCGUCGCGUUGAUCUGAUGGAGGUUCUAUAUGACGAGGCUCGCAAAGCAGGCAUUCCUAUCUGUUUCAGCAAGCACCUGACCGGGAUUGAGGAAGACAAUCAGGGUAUCACCGUUACUUUCUCUGAUGGCACCAGCGACAAAGCAGAUCUUCUUCUAGGGUGUGAUGGUAUCCACUCGAUGGUGCGUACACUCUACGUCGACCCCAACACAGAGCCUGAAUACUCGGGUAUUUCGAAUAUAUACUCUCUGGUUGCUACCUCUGAGCUGCCCAGCGCCGCAGCAUCGAUUGAUAGUCUCAAUGUAAUGCUAACCACGGAUGGACUUCUAGCCAUAUCUCCUUGCCGGGCAAGCCGAGAAAUGGUCUACUGGUUCUUCUCGCGCGAGCUUGCCAUUCCUCCUAGCGGUGAUACGCGCGAUGGGUGGGAGGAACGUGGGAAACAGCAGGUGGAGACCAUCAAAUCAACAGUACUAGAUCUCAUCAAAGACUCUGAAGGAGAAUGGGGGUUGACCAUGAAGGAAACUGUCAGACAGACAAACACACUCCGGUUCUAUCCCAUUUAUCAUCUGCCCGCAGGUGGGAAAUGGUCGAAAGGGCGGUGCUUGGUUAUCGGGGACGCAGCUCACGCAAUGCAACCACAUGCAAGCCAAGGGGUUUCCAUGGCACUGGAAGACAUCUUCAUGUUAUCAAAUCUCCUGGACUCCAACCCAGCUUCACUAAAUGAGGUCUUCAGAAUAUAUGAGCAAAAGCGACGACCUCGAGUGAAUGAAAUGCACCAACUCGCGGAGCGUAAUGGAGGAGUAAGAAAGAGAAUUUCUCCGUGGCAGCUGUGGCUCAAAGAAAUUGCAACUUCCGGUGCCUUAGGAAUUUACAGCCUUUUCGGCCUAAGUAAGUUAGGAAUAGGCCAGAAGCCAUUGGCUUAUGAUAUCGAGGAAGAUAUGCACUAGAUAAUCAUCUAGUGCAAGCUCGUCAUGCUUACCAUCGGUUUUUAAUUGAUAUUAAUGUAUGAUACAACUUCAAUUAUUAUAGCCUAGAAUCCGGACAAGGUAGAUCCUGUUCAUGAUGUCUUGUUCGUAACAUAUCUGCGGAAGCAUGGUACCUUCUGAAUUUGUGUCAUUCUGGAGCUCAGGAUUGCAAAGUUCGUUCCAAGUGACCGUUGAAAUGCAGUCUUCUUUCUGGAAGAGGGGGCUGCCAAAUUCAGGUAGGUAUGUCAACAUUGUUACAGCGAUCUGCGCAGCACAGGUUACUCUAGCCUAAAUAUCAACCAUCUUCUUUGG
Talaromyces proteolyticus is the source of this 2083-nucleotide messenger RNA. RefSeq names its product FAD binding domain protein. Bases 491 to 1753 code for a protein of 420 amino acids. The record is from RefSeq and is a predicted model, not a curated record. Gene Ontology annotation, molecular function: FAD binding; monooxygenase activity. The transcript has 2 exons. NCBI's taxonomy places the organism in Eukaryota, Fungi, Ascomycota, Eurotiomycetes, Eurotiales, Trichocomaceae.